This is a messenger RNA of Gorilla gorilla gorilla (western lowland gorilla), 4001 nucleotides long. It is a transcript of the gene ATG12, whose product is annotated as autophagy related 12. NCBI's taxonomy places the organism in Eukaryota, Metazoa, Chordata, Mammalia, Primates, Hominidae. Gene Ontology annotation, molecular function: Atg8-family ligase activity. Gene Ontology annotation, biological process: protein lipidation involved in autophagosome assembly; autophagosome maturation; piecemeal microautophagy of the nucleus. The coding region runs from base 24 to 446 and encodes 140 amino acids. The transcript is spliced from 4 exons. The record is from RefSeq and is a predicted model, not a curated record. Gene Ontology annotation, cellular component: Atg12-Atg5-Atg16 complex; phagophore assembly site membrane; autophagosome membrane.
GCUCUUGAGUCUUCCCAAGCAAGAUGGCGGAGGAGUCGCAGUCUGUGUUGCAGCUUCCUCCCUCAAGUGCUGCUGGAGGGGAAGGACUUACGGAUGUCUCCCCAGAAACAACCACCCCGGAGCCCCCAUCUUCCGCUGCAGUUUCCCCGGGAACAGAGGAACCUGCUGGCGACACCAAGAAAAAAAUUGACAUUUUGCUAAAGGCUGUGGGAGACACUCCUAUUAUGAAAACAAAGAAGUGGGCAGUAGAGCGAACACGAACCAUCCAAGGACUCAUUGACUUCAUCAAAAAGUUUCUUAAACUUGUGGCCUCAGAACAGUUGUUUAUUUAUGUGAAUCAGUCCUUUGCUCCUUCCCCAGACCAAGAAGUUGGAACUCUCUAUGAGUGUUUUGGCAGUGAUGGAAAACUGGUUUUACAUUACUGCAAGUCUCAGGCGUGGGGAUGAACCACAAAGAAAAUCAACUUGCUACUACAUAAAAUGGAUUUUCACAGAAGAGACAGCUCUGAAAAGUUUUGAUGCUUGUGGCAAGAGACUUAACAGAUGUGAUCUAUUUAGUAUGUGUCUACUCUAUGUUUAUGCAUAAGAAAACAUCCAUAGCAUGAAUGGACUCAGAAAAAUGUGAUUUGUAUUAAUAGACCAGUCAUCAUAAAAGAUGGUCAUGAUAGUACACCCAUUGCUCCUACUUGUUACUAUUAUUGCUGCAGAUCUGCCUCCAAGGUUGAAAAGGAGACUAAGACUGUAUAAACAUCUUCAUUGCCAGUUCUCAAAAUGACUGAAAUUGUUUUCAUGGUAAAAGUUAAUAUACUAAAGGGUUCCUUUUUUUUUAAUGUUUACAUUUAUGUCUAUGUUUACCUUUUUAGUCACAUUGACCUGCUGGCUGAAUACCUCAAAUAGUCCAGUAGAGGGCAGUCCACCAGGCAGAAAAGGUUAGGCACUUUGGUUUCACAUCUUUGCUGGGGAAUAAUAGGGGAAAUGGCUGUUUUUGCUAAUUUUUAGCUAAUAUCUAGGCAGGAGAGCAAGCACAUUGGACAGACUAAAAGACUGUAAUUUUACACAAUACACAUGGCUUAAUUAUUUUAUUGGGAUACAGAAAAAUAUAAAUUCUGGACAAAUAAGUCAUAUACCUGUUUUCAGUCCUAUCAUUUAAGGAUUCUUGAGUCCCAAUCACAUAACUGUGGUGUUACUCUGUCAUUUAUAUGGUGUCAAAAGCACUUGAUGAGUAAACCCAGUAACAUCUUUUUGAGUGUUUCAUAAUGCAUUUUCCAACUUGAAAACACUCAAUAAUUGAAAAAUAGCCUUAUUGUGUAUUUUAUGCCAUGACUAAAAGUGCCAUUUUUACUGAUGCUAUUAGACUGAUAAUUUCUCGAAGUGAGAUUUAACCUUUUUUUCUCUUUAGUAUUAUGUUUAUAAUGCCAUAUUUUUAGAAAGCAUUCCAGAUCAGGCAUGGUGGCUUACACCUGUAAUCCCAGUACUUUGGAAGGCCGAGGUGUGGCGAUUGCGUGAAGCCACAAGUUUGAGACCAGCCAUUAUUAGGCUGCAGAGGCAAGAGGAUCCCCUGAGCCCAGAAGUUCAAGGGUAUAGUGAGUCGUGAUUGUACCACUGCAUUCCUGCUGAGCAACAGAGUGAGACCCCAUCUCAAAAAAGAAAAAAAAAGGCAUUCUAGUAAAUCGAAUGUAAUGUGAAUGGAAUUUCAAAACAGGAUCUAAGAUGGUAUGUAGUAGAAUUCAAAGUAAUAUCACUUUAAAGUUAAAUAAGUUGUGUAUGGAAAAGAUCUGUUCUCUAGUUUUGUCCAGUUCAGUUUACUGAAGGAAUAUAUUUAAUUAUAUUCAUAUAUUUAACAAAUAAAAAUAUGUUGAAUUUUCGUAUUGUUUGCCACUGAGGGUUCAGAUGAUAGACCUCAAAAAAUCGAAAAUACUGGUUGAAUUUGUAGCAUCCAUUUAAUUAUUCUUUUUGACCUAAAUAACUUAAUAGUUUAUUAAAUCUAAGGUUAGCUAAAUAUGUAGCUAACCUUAUUCGUUUUCUUUCCUAACAACUCUGAAGAAUACAUAGGACUUUGCACUUUUUUUUUUUUUUUAAAGAGACGGAGUUUCGGUCUUGUUGCCCAGGCUGGACUGUAAUGGCACAAUCUCGGCUCAUUGCAACCUCUACCUCCCGGGUUCAAGUGAUUCUCCUGCCUCAGCCUCCUGAGUAGCUGGGAUUACAGGCACCUGCCACCACACCCGCCUAAUUUUUUGUUAUUUUUAGUGGAGACAGGGUUUUACCAUUUUGGCCAGGCUGGUCUCAAACUCCUGACUGACCUCAGGUGAUCCACCCACCUUGGCCUCCCAAAGUGCUGGGAUUAUAGGUGUGAGCCACCGUGCCAGGCCUGGACUUUGUACUUUUUCAAAUCAUAUUUAAUUAUUUCUUGAUCUUUACUCAAAGAAUUAUUCUGCGCUAAAUUUGCAGCAUUAAACAAUAAUUAAGCCUGGAUCCGAUAAAUUAUUGGGUGACUAGAACCUACAACACAAUUUAUUUUUAAUUUAAACUCUCAAGUCUGAUUAAACUUGGGGGAAAAACUGAACAUUCAGGUGAUAUUUUAAAUUUUCUUUGUGACUAAAUAGAUGUCAUUAAUAUCAUGCUUCAUCUUACUGUGCAUAGAUGACCCAUGGCACACAAAGUAUAUGUAUAAUAUUGCAAUAUUGUACUUGCAUCUUUAAAAGUAUGCCAAAGACUUCAUAAUGAAUUCACCAUAUUUAAGGAAUAAGGCAAAUUAAUGUUUUAUCCGAAAUCAAAAUGAGAUUGGAUAAUUCCUGGAAUCUGAUUUCUGUAAGUUUCAGUCCUAAAGGGACCUUAAAUAUCUACUAGAACAAAGUACAGUGUAUUUCUCAGAUUACAUGACAUUAGUCAACCAAUUUAGUUGUAACACAAAGUGAGAAAGCCUUAGGUGUUGAAGGAGUGUGAAAAUAAAAAUCUCUUUUCAUGCAGUUUCUGCUUCAUUUUCCAAGGAUUAUAAUAUGCUGAGUAAACUUUUGGCACUAAGGAAGCCAGCUACAGGCCACGUAAUGAAAACUAUUCAGAAAACAGUUCAGCAAAUACUACUAUUUGAAUACAGUUCAAAUCGUAUUUAUAUAAAUACUCUGCCUACAUUAUUUAACCCAAACUGGAUUAUUCACCAUUCUUUGAAGAUGCCUUGUGUUUUCUGUUAUCUACUUCUGCUCCUGCAGUUUACUUACACCUUCACCCUUUCAAAUCCUAACUCUUCUUCAAGGCCUGAUUCAGAUUUUAACUUCUUAAAGGCUAUCUGAAUCAUUCAAGGAGAAGAUACCCUUUCUCUCAUAAAAACACUUAGAGCAAACUACCACUAUUACAGCACUUAUUGCAUACUGCCUCAGAGCCAUGUGUCCAGUUGUUCUGGUUUUUAUCUGGUACCCACGCACACAUAAUACUUAGUACAUUUCCUUAUAUGUAAAUAAUUAGUAAUGUAACACAUCGAGUGAAUGAAAUUGUGAUUAGCAAAGUAUGACAGCUAAAAACAGGAAAUUUUGUAUAGUUUAAGUUUUUGUACAGCAGAAGGUAAUGGAAAACAUUUGCAACAUAUGACGGUGUUUUUAAUGUCUUAAAAUAUAUGAAGAAUUCGUUUCAAUUGGUAAGAAAAGACCAACUGAAAAAUAGGCAAAACAUACCAAAUUUCGAUUCACAAAAAGAUACAAAUGGCCAACAAAACAUGAAACACCUUGAACCCCAUUGGUUACAAAAAAUACAAAUAAAAACAAUGCUGACUGACAAUAAAAAUAAUGUACAUCUUGCUAUUAGCAGAGUUGUGGGGAAAUCCUGUCAUAUUGUGGUGAAUAGAAUAUGAGUUGGUAUAUCACUUUUAGGGGGCCAUUUGGCAAUAUCAAAAACCUUGAAACGUAAGUAUAAACUUCAAUUUGUUCGUAUAACCUGUCAUUCACAUAUUGAGUGCCUACUAUGUCCUAAAUAUUGGAAUAACACUAAUAAAGCUCAUAAGAGACUAAUAAA